Molecule: messenger RNA, 514 nt
Organism: Sinocyclocheilus rhinocerous
Lineage: Eukaryota; Metazoa; Chordata; Actinopteri; Cypriniformes; Cyprinidae
Product: 1-phosphatidylinositol 4,5-bisphosphate phosphodiesterase beta-4-like
Exons: 5
Coding region: 43-486 (147 amino acids)
Biological process (GO): lipid catabolic process
Molecular function (GO): phosphatidylinositol-4,5-bisphosphate phospholipase C activity; calcium ion binding
Source: RefSeq, a predicted model, not a curated record
UCUGCCAUUGUGAAUCAGGUGAACAUUGAAGAUUUGAAGCAGAUGAAGACCUUCAUUAAACUGAUGAAGAAGCAGCAGAAGGAACUGAACACACUAAAGAAACGACACGCUAAGGAACACAACGCCAUGCAGAAAUCACACUGCACGCAGGUGGACAGAAUGGUGGCUCAGCAUGACAAGGAGAAGUUCUCGCUGGAGAAGCUGCUGGAGAAGGCCAUCAAGAAGAGAGGUGAAAACAACUGCUCCGAGUUAAAGAAGGAGACUGCCAUAAAGGUUGAGAUGCUCACGACAGACCAUAAAGAAAAGGUGAAGGACAUGGUGGCGCAGCACACUAAAGAGUGGUCAGAGAUGAUCAACUGUCACAGCACAGAGGAACAGGAAAUGAAGGACGCCCAUGUGACGCAGCAGUGUGAGCUCCUCAGGAAGCUGCUUGCCAGCGUUCAGGAGCAGCAGACACUGCAGCUCAAGCUCAUCCACGAGCGGUGAGAGACACGACCGACACACGUGUGUUCAC